Molecule: messenger RNA, 5259 nt
Organism: Owenia fusiformis
Lineage: Eukaryota; Metazoa; Annelida; Polychaeta; Sabellida; Oweniidae
Source: the annotation of a GenBank genome assembly
AGCUGAGCAAGCCCUUUUUAAAACAUUCAAACGUGAAGAUAUAUUUGCUUAUUUUGGCUCAUUGAGGGUCUCUGAAAUCGGUAGGUUAUAUAGGUAGUUACCCAGUUACCAACAAGAUAUUUUCAAGUUACACCCAAGAGAGUACAGUUCCAGGCAGCUGUGGUCAGCUUGUAGGGUGCAAAGUUGUGGAGAAAGGUGACAUCGUAUGAGGGGAAUUUCAGAACCGCCACAUAAAGCACAUGUACGCUAUGAACCACGGAACAAACAAUGUUAGAUCUGAUGAAGAUAAUGCUCUGGAAUAUAAGUUUAGAGUCACCCAGAUAAUUGACCCACACAACUUCUUUGCACAGGUGUCUAAUGAUGCCGACUUUAGAGAUUUUACAGUGUUUGAACAUUAUAUGAAUCAGCACUUCAACAGUGUACAGCAAGUGGAGGUUGAUGUUGAAAACCUUGUUACUGGCCAACCUAUUGCCACAUACUGCAGAGAUCAAAAGCAAUGGAAACGUGCCACUGUGGGAACUGUGAACUGUGAUACAGAGGAAGUGGAUGUGUUCCACAUUGAUUAUGGCACUGCAGAAAUAGUAAAUGUGGAGGAUAUCUGUGUGACCAUACCCCCAGAGAUACACCAGAGGACCCCAGAGGCACUACGAUGUCGGCUCAUGGGAGCCAGACCAAUUGCUACACAUUGGAUAAGUCGUGCCACAUCAAGAUUCCGUGAACUGGUCAACCAGCGUGUACUCCGGGGAUAUCUCUAUCCACAGGGUGAUAUAGCUCAAGGUCUUGGCGUAUGCCUGUAUCAGGAUGGCAAGGCUUUGUCUGACAUACUUUGUGAAGAGUUUCUGGCACAAUCUGAUGGCUUCUAUCCCAUAGAGCUUAAGAACUCACCCACGAAACCAACAUAUCCACCAGAAAAACGGACUGGAGAUCCCCCUGCAAUCCCAUCAUUCAAUCUAAAUGCAUUCAAUCGCCAACCAUCAUUUGACACCCAGAAGUCUGAAGAGACGUCACCUGGUGUUGACAUCGAGAAGGAGAUUAUGUUCAAGAAUGUUGAGCCCAUGAGUCCUAGUGAACCCUACCCUCCAGGGGGAGAAACAGAGGAUGGGUCCAUGCCUAAUAUACAAGAGCAGCUCUUUCAACUUCAACUGAAAAAUGAUAAGGAAACCCAAAGUUUUGAAGAAAAUGCUAAAGUUUCCACAAAGUCCCCUGCAUCAACUCACAAGAAGCCUACAAGAGCACCUUAUGUAGAUGAAAACAAACCAUCACAACAAGAAUUCAAGAAAACAAACCAAAAACGUCAGGAUAUUGCAGAACCUCUUUCUUGGCGUAAAGGUCCUCAAGAGGUUGCACCACGUUUCAGAAAAUUAAGAGAGCCUUCCCCAGAUGAUUACCAGCGUCCAGGGAAAAAGACACCACCCCUUUUGGCACAGCAACGUGAAAAAACUAAUAUUACACGUGACAAUAGGACACACUGGAGGGAUGAGGACAAAGGAGAGGAUUAUGAUGGAAAAUACAGGAACAGGUACAAGGAAAGAAAUGCCCCACCCAGGUUUAAUAAACCAGCAUACAACAGAGGAAGUCCAAAUAAGAGUCAUGAUGGAUCUGGUGACUAUGCAGAUAUUGAACCUCCCAAAUACAACCAAACAGAACGAGCUCAACCAAUCACAAAGAAGAAACCAGAGCCUGUGGAUAAACUUAGUGAUAAAGAGAAGAAGAAGAAUGAAUAUGACUGGCACAGUCUUCAGUUUGGCCAUAAAGUCAGCAAUCUGCUUAACACUGUCACAUUGGACAAUGUGGAGUCAACAAUCUCAGCAUUACAUGAUCUUGUUUACCCUGAGAAGAGUAUGUUUGAAGGUCUCCCAGGCAAGAAGGAACUGUACCUCUGCAUAAGUGACAUUGUAGAGAGAGCCAUGGAGAAAUUGAAUCAUGAGUUCUAUUCCAUAGCUGCCCAGAUUGUCACCAGUUUUAAAGAAACCAGCCCAAACUUUGAUGAUGUCAUCAGUGGUGUUUUGUGGGAUCACCAAGGUGACUUUGUGAAGGUCAGUGACAAAGAGAGUGAUAUUCUGAUAGCUGAGGGUUAUUGUACUCUUCUUGCCACACUCUACUGCUAUGUUCAACAGUGGCACACGUCACAUCAACACACUGGAAGUGGUAUUGAGAUGUGUCUGAUACAAAGUGCCCAAAAGUGGAUUCUAUUCAAUAAAAGGAAACAGCAUACCAACCCAAAUGCCCUAUAUAAUCUAUAUGGCAGGUGUUUCCAAAUACUCUACAACACUGCGGGUGCCUACUUAGAAAUGGCGAUCCCAUUGGAGGUAGAUUCAUGGUUUGAAGAGCUGCAAGAAAAGAUAUUGGAUGAAGAUUUGCCAAGACAUGUGCGGGAGGAGUUACUUGCAGUACUUCUACAGCGUAAAAAGAAUCAAUUUGACCAAGAGAAAACUGAGAUGUCUGCACCUCCAAGUGAGACAGAGAGUGUUACUACAUCAUCACAAACAGAUCCCCCUGUUGGGGAAGAAGGCUUGAGUGAGUCAAAAGAAAGUGUUAGCAUUCACAAUUCUACUGAUAGCGUAGACUGGGACCCUAGUGCUAAUAUCAAAGCUAUGCUGAAAAACCUGAAACUCGAACAUCUGCUUGAGAAAUUUGAGGAAUUUGGGAUACGAGAUGCAGUUCUUGAACUUGAUGCUAAUGAACUGAAAGAUUUGCUGAAGGAAUGUGGUUUUAGAAUUGGUCACAUCAUGGAAAUCAAGAUGUAUCUCACCAAACAAUCAGGUAGUAGCAGUAGCAGAUCUACCCCCUCCAUGUAUAGUACACCUCCACGUCACGUCUCCGUAGAACCCCCACCACAGCCCACUCAACAAACAAUACAGGAGCCACAGAUCUCACGCCACACAUCCCUGGAACCACAAGUGCAGAAUACCGCCCCAGUAUCCAGUAUGGCUCCUCUACCCUCUAAGUCAAACAAUAUAGACUUGAUCACCCCUGAUGCCUUUUCAAUUAGUGCCAAAGCUAAAAUUGCCCAAGGAGAAAGAGCUCUGCACAGAGCCAAGUCACCAUAUGAUGACAAGGGGCCUGGAGAAUAUGCAAGAAAGCAGGAGCAGUCUGGGUAUAUUAAACAACCAGAGCAGUUUAUGACACAACUAGACAAAUCUGCCUAUGCUAAGCAACCAGAUUUGUAUGCCAAACAAGAGGAUCAGUCUAGCUAUCAGUCUGAGCAACCCAGUCACUAUGCAAAACAACCUGAAAAGUCUGGUAAACAACCAGAUGAGUAUGCUAAACAAAAAGGAGUAUUAACAUCUGCUGCCUCUGUGCUACCAAGUGAAGAGGCAGUCCUAUCUGCAAGCAAACUACUGAGCAACUCCAGGCAAUCAAAUUCUGCACAUGAAUCUUACCCAAAGACUCAUAACAACAAUAGUAAGAGACAAAACCAAUAUAAAACAGGAAAUACACCCCCUGACCAGAGAGCAGAUCCUCGGUCUCUAAGGAACAACAGGUCCAGUGAGACAUCAGAGUCAGAUUGGAGGAAAUCCAGGCCAUACGAAUCUUACUCCAGACCUUCAGAUGGCUCCAGUCGUCAGCCUGUGAAUAUCCCAGCCAAGAAGGAAUCCUCCCUGUACAAGAACCCACCUGAAGAACUGUUUGCACCAAGUUAUUUGAACAAUGAAACCAUGCAAGGAAUGAUCUCCGGAAAGUCACCAGAAUCUCCAAGUGCACGUGUACCAGAGGAUGUUGUAUACGAGACCAUGCAAUCUAUGAGGAAUGAAUCUAGGAAGAAAAUAGGCUCACAGUCACCACCAGGUUUUCGAAUGGCACCCUUUGGGACAUCCCCACCUAAUCAAAACCAACAAUCACAGUCUUAUUCGCAGGAUAGAUUUAUGAAUGCAUCUAAUCAGCAGAAAUCUAAGCCUGUAGUAGACUACUCUGAGCCAUAUUGGAUGUCUGGCAGGCAGAGACCUCAUUCUACUAUCCCAGAUAGACAACCGGAUGUUCCUUUCUAUAAAACAGGCAGUAAAGAUGAUAUGGCCAUGGAUCAGACCCUGCAGUAUAGAGGGUAUGUAAAGGAGCAGGAACAAUAUAAUAGACCUACCAGUGGUAGAUCUCAUAAUGACAUUGAAAAGGAUCAGCAUAAUGGCCAAAAAGAAAUUGAAGAGAUUAAGAAUCAGUCUGAACAAUAUGAGGAUAUGGCUCAUGAACAAGACAAUCACCAGAACAAUAAUCAGUAUUACAGCUCCAAUUCCUAUGCUGCUAAGCUCAAGGAUAAUCCUACGCAACCUGAGAAGGCUAAAUAUUCUAGCUCCCAUAAAACGGAGCCAGUGGUGCUCAAAAAGAGGAAAAAUUCAAAAAAUCUUGAGGAAGUUAAUCGCCCCCAAGCUGCGGUUGGUUCAAUAAAGUCUCUAGUUGCUGAUUGGAUUAGCCAUCCUGCUGCAUCCACAAAUACAGAGGAUGGCGUUUCACAAGAGGAGGGUGCAUAUUCAAGAGAACGGCAACAGAGUGAUGAGGGCAGAAGAAGAAAGAGGUCUUCUGGGGAAAUUUCAUACCCAGUACUUGUGAAUUCACCCCCGGAUACCUACGCAGGACAUGUUAACCCUCCUCCCCCUAAGCCCCAAGAGGCCCCCAUAGAUGAGAGUGAGUUUCCCCCUCUUGGAGCUGAACCAUCCAAAAUUACCAGCCCUCGCUCUUAUCUCCCCCCUACUCCAAACUCUGAUGUUGUAUCAUCAGAGUAUAACCCUAACCCAGCCAUGGACUACCAUCAAUCACCAGAGUAUGGGCAAGAAACACCUCUGCCAUCUCUACCGCAAUAUAAUCCUUCAUCAAACCCAUUCUCCAGGCCUAGGACAGGUUUUGGAUCUGCAAGGAGAUUCUGUACAUUGUGCCAUGAGGAAGAUCACCAGACUUAUAACUGCCCCCAGAGGGCCAAGAACUUUUUCCUACAUUAAAUACAUUACAGUAACUGAGCAAAAAUAAUGGGGUUUCUGAUGGGAAGUUUUUAGUAUUCAGGCUUUUCAAAGUUUCAGAACUCUAACAUUAUGCUGUUCUCUAAACUGCUUAAGGAAAAUAAGAACACCAAGUAUAAUAUCCAAUACUCAGACCAACAGUAUCAUAUUUCCUCGUGACGAUUUUUUAUAUGAUGGAUGGCUCAUUGGACAUUUAAAGGAAUUCUGAAGAAUAGAAAUAACAAAUUAAAGCAAAGGCUGAUUAGUAGUUACCCUAAAGUCCAAUACUAUGCUUGAAAUUGCAAAAAAGAUGUACAGUAAAACCUGUGUAUAU